Messenger RNA from Pogona vitticeps (central bearded dragon), 580 nucleotides. Its product is annotated as prostaglandin-H2 D-isomerase. The record is from RefSeq and is a predicted model, not a curated record. Lineage: Eukaryota; Metazoa; Chordata; Lepidosauria; Squamata; Agamidae. Gene Ontology annotation, molecular function: small molecule binding.
AUGAUGGGCGUCCCCUGGGAAGGAGCGCUGGCCGGUUUAUGCCUCCUGAGAUUCGCCGCGGCUUUCAUCACUCAGCCGGAUUUUGCUCCAGAAAGGUUUUACGGAACCUGGUACACGGUGGGAACGGCGCUGGACAGCGGCUACGUCACCAACGAGCACCUCUAUCGCGUGACCGUGGAGGCCGGAGAGAAGGGCAGUCUUAUUUUCCGCUCACCUGUCGCCGAGCAAAACUGCAAGAUGGCGGAUGUCAAAUUGACCCUCACUGAGAAGGUCGGGAAAUACCAACGGAUUGUAUCAGGAAAGCCGACAACCUUCACCGUGGUAGAGACCGAUUACAUCAGUUUCGCCAUCAUGGGCACGGAGAGCAAAGACCUACGGGUCCUACAUCUUUACACCCGGGCUCCAGAGAUCCCAAAGGACAUCAGAGAAAAAUUCAAAGAGCUGGUCCGAUGCGCGCAAUUUCCUACCGACAGCGUUAUGUUUCACAACACUGAGGGUGAGUGCCCACUGAAUUAGAAGUAGCAGAGGGUUCCAACAUUUGGAAAUACGUUUCUGGUUCUGGAAAAUAACAAGGAGAAAC